AUGAAGGAGUCGCAUACAGAGAAGCACCCGAGCUCCGGCGACGCAAUGACCGCCGAGCUCGGUAGCAUCCGGAAUGUCGACUCGGAAGACAAGAUGGGUCACCUGCAUCGGAGGCUCAACAAUCGCCAAAUCCAGCUCAUCGCAGCAGGUGGAUCCAUUGGAACGGCACUCUUCAUUAGCAUCGGCGGUGGUCUCGCCAAAGGUGGUCCCGGCAGCUUGCUGAUUGCUUACACCAUUUACACCCUGAUUCUCGCUCUCGUCAACAAUUCUGUUGCUGAGAUGAACACGUAUAUGCCCGUCGCAGGUGGCUUUGUCCGUCUCGCUGGGUAUUGGGUCGAUGACGCACUUGGAUUUCUUGCUGGAUGGAACUUUUUCCUCUACGAAGCCAUCUUGAUUCCCUUUGAGAUUACUGCUCUCAACAUCGUCAUUUCGUUUUGGAGUGACGAGGUCGUUAAACCAGGACCGACAGCGGGGAUUUGUGCUGCUGUGAUCAUUCUUUAUGGGUUGAUCAACGUUCUAGCGGUACGGGGUUAUGGCGAAGCUGAGUUCUGGCUUUCCGGAGGCAAGCUGAUAUUGAUCUUCAUGCUUUUCGCUUUCACAUUUGUGACUAUGGUCGGCGGCAACCCUCAACGUGAUGCAUACGGCUUCCGCCACUUUACAAACCCCGGCUCAUUUGCAACAUAUCUAUCGGGCGGCGACCUGGGUCGUUUCGAAGGGUUUCUCGCCGCACUUUUCAGUGCCUCCUUCACCGUCGUCGGUCCUGAGUACAUCUCCAUGGUAUCUGCUGAAGCCCAACGCCCAAGCAUCUAUAUCAAAUCAGCAUUCAUUACCGUCUACUACCGGUUCUGUAUCUUCUUCAUCAUUGGCGCACUGGCUGUUGGCAUCGUAGUUCCGUACAAUCACCCGACCCUAGUCGAUCUCUACUUUGGGGACGGUGGUGGCGGUACUGCUGCGGCUUCUCCGUAUGUGAUUGCCAUGGAGACCCUCGGCAUUGGCGUGCUUCCUCACAUCGUUAACGCACUCAUCCUUACAUCUAUCUUCUCGGCUGGCAAUACCUACACCUACUGUGCCACUAGAGCGCUCUACUCGCUAUCCCUCGAAGGACGAGCGCCUCGUUUCCUACGUCGCUGUAACAAGAAUGGAACUCCCAUUUACUGUUUUGCCAUUGUUAUGCUAUUCCCGAUGCUGUCUUUCCUCCAAGUUAGCAGCAGUUCUGCCGUUGUUAUUACGUGGCUGACUGCGCUUAUCACGGGAGGCGGGCUGAUCAGCUUCAUCAUCAUGUCGAUCACGUUUAUCAACUAUCAUAAGGCCUGUGUCGCUCAGGGAGUUGACCGCAAAACCCGACCCUACUAUGGAUAUUUCCAGCCUUACGGUGCAUAUAUUGCUUUGGGAUUUCAGCUACUCAUUCUCUUGGUGUACGGUUACUACGCGUUCCGCCCAUGGUCAGUAGAGCUGUUCUUCCAGAGCUACACUAUGCAGAUACUAGCUGUCGUUCUGUUUUGUGGAUGGAAGCUUUUUAAGAAGACCAGAUACAUAAGACCUCACGAGGUCGAUCUUGUUUGGGAGCGGCCUUUGAUCGAAGCCUAUGAAGAUUCCCUGGUUGAUCCGCCAGUUGGCUUUUGGACUGAAAUGGCGCAAAUGAUUGGACUCAGAAGAAACAAAGUAGGCUUUCGUUAA
Messenger RNA from Colletotrichum abscissum, 1677 nucleotides. RefSeq lists its product as uncharacterized. Lineage: Eukaryota; Fungi; Ascomycota; Sordariomycetes; Glomerellales; Glomerellaceae. The transcript is spliced from 2 exons. The record is from RefSeq and is a predicted model, not a curated record. Gene Ontology annotation, molecular function: amino acid transmembrane transporter activity. Gene Ontology annotation, cellular component: membrane. The coding region runs from base 1 to 1677 and encodes 558 amino acids. Gene Ontology annotation, biological process: amino acid transmembrane transport.